UCAUUUCGUGUCGCGUCUCAGUCACGUUAUUUCCUCUAAUUAGGGGUCAUUUGGCGUUGUCAGCGGGUUAAUGAAGGUGACAUGAGCAGUGGAACAUCAAGGGAAUCCGUGGGAGGUAGUGUAGUGGAAGAAGAAAAAGCAUGACCACGACCUGGAAUGCAGUGGCUGUAAUGUGAAGUAAGCUUCCUGGAAAGUUAAAAUGAGAACAAAAGAUGUGGAAAAACAGCAAGAAGAUGAGGUCACCAGCUUUAUACCAGCUGUCUCUCAGCAAGAAAACCCGUUGGAAGGAGAAGGACCAAGCACAAGCGGCACAGAGAGGAGACGGCCAGGAAGGUUGAGAAAGAAGCUGAGUAGCCGCCCUGCUUCCAGAUUUGAUGAACCCACAGGUGAUUGGGAACCAGAAGCUGUGGAUCCUAAGACAAGGUGGAUAAAAGCAGCAGCACAGGCAAGAAUUGCAUCACGUGUGGAGAGCCAGGCUUUCUUCACUUCAGGAAAGUCCCCUGAGAAACUAGAACCCAAACCUGCUGUUCGAUCUCCUGCCAAAUCUCCUGGAGGAAGGAGUAAGAAAGGAGAUGAGGAGGAAGAAGAUGAAGAGCCAGAAGACGAGGAAGACGAGACUCUAGCCUUAGUUGUGCCACAGAUGCAGUUAGUUUCACAGUGCGUUCCAGCCAAAUAUAUCCCAUACCAUGAGAGGUGUGCAAAUGAUGAAGUGAAUUUAUUUGUACCAUCAGCUUUACCAAGCAAGUUGCACAGUAAGAUUGAAGAAGGAGCGGAGGUGAGAGACCUUGAAGAUGAAGGACUUUAUAUAGGAGAGAAGCCAUACAUUACCCAGACGAAUAUCAACAUAAUUGAAAACAGAAUUCUUCGACAGGGGAACAGGCAUUGGUUUUCAGAGACAGGGUACCUUGAUAGACAGGAUAACCCAAUCAAUGAUCAGUUCUUUCAUCAUCUGUCAUCAGAUGGUGAUGCACAUCCAGAACCUUUGGCAGUAUUUGUGAGACCAAGACCGGGUGAAUUUCUACACACUCCUAGUCAAGAUGAAGGGGGUGUCUUAGAUGUUGAAGUUCAUCAGCUGUCCUUUCUUCACCACUCCCUGUUCUCACCUGAGCACGUUCUGGCAUCUCAGCUCGCACAGGACUAUGACACCUAUACAGAGAGGAUGCGUGUCAACAAGACGAAGAUCCUGCAGAAUAAACUUGGGGUAUUACGGCAAGCACUGGCCAAGCUCCAUCACAUUGCCCCAGGACGGAAGCACCACAGGUCAGUUCAUGAUGAGAUUGACACGGCAAGGCGACUAGAGAUCUACCGCCAGGAGAUCAAGGAAUGCCGCGAGGAGUUCAUAGCAGAAGCCGAGAAGGACAGGAAUCUGCUAAUGAGUAUCCUUAAGACUUGGAAGAACAUAAAGAAUCUCCGUAAGAAAAACAAGUACCAGAGCACAGCCUUGAAGUUGGUGAUCAAGAAGGAGGAAGUUGAUAAAGAAGAGGAAGAGGAGAAGAGGAAAGUGGAGCUAGAGGAAGAGAUGAAGGAAAUUUUGGAGGAAUACGAAGAAGAUUUUGCAAAGAAAAUGAAGAAGUAUGAAAAGGAGAUGGCAGAGUGGAAGGUUGCUCACAAGAAAAGGAAAGAAGCCAAGAAACGGCAGCAGCAGCGAAGCAAGUCUGAAAUGUGUGAGGACAUCAAAGGCAGUAUCCUCCAGGCAGCUCAGGAUGAGACUUUGUUAUCCACUCCAGAAUUACCAAAACCGCAGCCUCCUACAUCGGUGGAAAAACACAAGAUUGAGCUAGAAGUGUUGGAGGUCUUCUCUCGUACCAGAAGGCCACCAGGAGAGCCCAUAGUGCACCUGGAGCUAACACAGUCUUCAUCAGUAACAGAGGCUAAUCUUUGUGCUGAUCCGGAAAAGCGAAGGAGGCAAGCUGUUAACAAAACAAGAGUGUGGAUUAAAAUCCUCAUAAACAACAAGCUGGUGACACAGACAGCCUCCGCAACACUGGGCAAUGACUUUACGCUUCACAUUGGUCAAACGUACCGCAUGGCCCUGUCAUCCUGGCCGCGGAGCAUUACCUUGGAGGUGGUUGAAGGCGCAAGCUUGAGACAGAACAUCAUUGCCUCAGCCUAUCUCCCCAUCCCAAGCAAGACAAGUCUGCGCAAGGAAGAGUUUGAGAUGAUCGAGUUCAGUGGGAGUCAGGCUGUGACCCACAACCAUGGAGGAGUAGGGAGUGGCCUCAUAAACACAGAAUUUGGAUCCGCAAUGACCUGUGGUAACAUCCGCUACCGCCUUGGCUGGGCUCUCAGCAAGGAUGGGGAAGUGUUGGCACCGACAGGACCUCUUCCGGGAUCUGGUGUUGCCUCGUCCAACUUGCCUUCCCGACUCCAUCCUGGUGCAGACCCAGCAGCAGUUAAAAAAUGGCUUGAAAAUGCCCACAUCGACCCAAAUGACCCAGGAAAUGCAGUGCUCAUGAACCAUUUACAGAAAGCUGCAGCUGGUAUCUCAAAGCCUUCAAACCAUUUCGAGAUCGACCGAUGUGAAGGUGAUUUUUGCACAGAGGCUGAUUUGGAUGCUAAUGUGCGCUUGAGGGUAUUGCAGCUGCGAGCGAGUGAAGUCCCCGAGUUCAAGGGCCUGUGUCUUGUGCCGGCCUUUGAUUCGCAGGUUUUGCGGAAGACCUUAGAAAAAUAUGAAAACAAGAUGGGGAGUGAGCAAGGUGACUCCACAGAGGGUGAAUCUCACCUCUGGGGUCUUGACAAGCGAUGGGAACGCGUGGAAAAACUCCUGGCAUCGCUCAGGAGACACAUGCUACAACGCUAUGCCCAAGCCAGCUUUACGCCCAAACUGGAAGAUUUGGUGAGAGAGGAGAGAAUUCCUGAUAUUGGGACCAUUGGAACAUCCCUCCUCUCAGUAUUCAAAGCACGAAGGCCUCUGAAGCCAGAGAGGAAGAAGAGGGACCAGGUACGUGGUGCAGCCCUUGGAGAUCAGAAUGUUCGGUUGAUUGUGCACAUUGCAAGGGCCUUCCAUGUGCCAGUACGUCAGGAAUCGUCUCCAACUACUCCAGGGAUGCAAGAUGCCCCAGAGGUAAUCCAGGGAAGCAGUUUUGUACGUCCAUUUGUGGAGGUUACGUUCCAGAGGUCUGUUAUGAGAACAAGUGUGGCUGAAGGACCAAACCCUACAUGGAAUCAGCAACUUACUUUCCCAUUCAAGGCUCCAAAUGACAAUUUUUCGCCCUCGAGCCUGCAGUCUGUCACCGAUAAUGUUUAUAUCCAUCUUUUUGAUGAAGUCAUCCAUGACCUCCUGGAAGAUGACCGUCUCAGAGAGUCAACAGUAUACCAUCGCAUUGAGAAGCGCUGGCUUGGCUCUUUGAAGAUUCCUUUUUCUACAAUAUAUUCUAAUGCUAAGAUUGAAGGCACAUUUUCCCUGGAGGAGCCUGUGGUGCUUCUAGGUUACAGCAGAGAUAUGAGUUCCUCUCUCAACCAAGGCAUGCCACUCACAAACUCAGAGCUGAGCCGAUCUGCAACUCACUUAUCCAUCUACUUGACACUGGAACCCACAUUACCACCACCUGAACCACUUAAAGCCAAUUUCGAAUCCAGUGAACCAGAAGAGGUCGUAAGUGCAGGACGUGAGUGGGUGGCGUCCCUGAGCUCGAGAUACUCACGCCGUCAUUUCCGGACACAUGUUCUCGAUCUGUCAGGAAAGCUGGUGUCUUUGAAUCGCUUCAUAAGGCCUUUGAGACCACCGCAAGAGCUUAUUGGAGAAGAUCAGGAAGAAACUGCAAAGCGAGUGGCUUGGUAUGUUUCCCUUAUUCCAUCAUUAGCAGACAUGACACUCUUUCCAGGUUCCUGUGAUAUCUGGGCUAAUUCGGAGCAAUUCCUAACGAUGUUGACUGGUGAUGAGGAGGAACAUGCAGUUCUGCUGACAAAUUUCUUCCUACACCUUGGAAAAGAAGCUUUCCUAUUAAUUGGUAGUGGAAUACCAGAAGGAUUAACUUGCUAUGUACUGACUAAAGAAGAUAGAGGAACUUGGAGAAUUUGGAAUCCCUCAACAGCUCAGUGUUAUGAUGCUCGAGACCCAUUUAGUCCUUUAGGUGCCGUGUACAUCCUUGUCAAUCAAGAAAAUAUAUGGGCCAAUGUUCAGAAGUAUGACGACCCCCCUAGGGUGAACUUUGAUGUAGGUGGGUCUGGGUGGCGAUCAUUUUAUUCCAAAAUGGUGCUGGACCCAGGCCUCCCCAGUGUCCAGCCCCAGAAUAUCCUCUUCCCCGCUGUUGACACCAACCAAAUGGACCAACUGAAGGAGAGGCUGGAGAUCACUCUACGGGAUGCCAUCAUGAAAUGGAGGAGCGUGCAAAGAACUCCGUGGAACAGGCAUGCAAUCUCAGUGCUACGCAAGCUGGUAAGAGGCCUAGAAGAGCCACGUGCAACUGGCAAAUCAUCCUCGACAGAUCUCACACAACUAGCCUCAAUCAUGACUUCGCACAAGGUGUGUGGCGUAUGUGUGCAUCAGGGCUACAGCAACCUGGCAAAUGUAGUGGAAGCAGUGCAUAGUACGGGGGUCCACCUUACCCAGUCUCCCAAUGCAGAAUUUGCACUGGCAGUCCACUUAAAUCCAUACCCAGCUUGUGUGAUUUCCGUUUGGGUGUACGUUGCAUCUCUAGUCAAGAGGGUGUGAAGGGAUAUAUAUACCUGAAGAGCUUUUGAUAGCAAAAUUAUUUGUCAAUUCAAAUGUAUUCCAUGUUUUAUCUAUCAAGAAGUGCACUUAGGGUUUUGUGGUUAGUAUAUGACAUUUCCCUUUGGAUUGGUUGCAAUGUAGGAUAGAUGGCAU
Penaeus indicus is the source of this 4807-nucleotide messenger RNA. It is a transcript of the gene Cc2d2a, whose product is annotated as coiled-coil and C2 domain-containing protein 2A-like. Lineage: Eukaryota; Metazoa; Arthropoda; Malacostraca; Decapoda; Penaeidae. Gene Ontology annotation, biological process: non-motile cilium assembly; protein localization to ciliary transition zone. The transcript has 29 exons. Gene Ontology annotation, cellular component: ciliary transition zone. The coding region runs from base 200 to 4654 and encodes 1484 amino acids. The record is from RefSeq and is a predicted model, not a curated record.